This is a messenger RNA of Salmo salar (Atlantic salmon), 4920 nucleotides long. Its product is annotated as putative G-protein coupled receptor 21. Gene Ontology annotation, biological process: G protein-coupled receptor signaling pathway. Lineage: Eukaryota; Metazoa; Chordata; Actinopteri; Salmoniformes; Salmonidae. Gene Ontology annotation, molecular function: G protein-coupled receptor activity. The record is from RefSeq and is a predicted model, not a curated record. Gene Ontology annotation, cellular component: membrane.
UAAAUUUAAUACAUGUGAAAAUAUGGUUUCACGUUUAAAAUUUAAGAUCAACAUUCAAAAACAGCUAUUUCACAUUUAAAAUGCAAAUUUGACAUGUGUUUUUUUUUUGUAAGAGUCUACCCAGCUACUCAUUGGCUGGGUUCACAGACAGGGAGGAGCUCUUCCUCUCUGGCUGUUGUUGCUGCAGGCAUAGUGAAGGAAAAAGACAGAGAGCGAGCACGCGCAAGAGAGAGAGAAUUAGGGGGAGGAGAGGACAGUACCAUUGCUGCAUCAGUGCCACAGCAGAGUGGAGCAGUAAACGACUCUCGUGUCCUCCCUAUUCUUCUACUCUAAACACUCAAUGGCUCAGCCUCACAAGAGGUUUGGAAUCAGAGACUGGAGCGCCUAGAGACAUAUCCGUCACAACUGGAUGCUCUACUAUCCUCUUAUUCUCUUGUCUGUGGAUGCUGUGGGAUUUUGGAUAUUGAAUACGUCUUUCUUUGCAUCUCUCCUGCUAGGCUCGACUGCUGCUGCUGCUACUUUUAGAGGUUUGCAACACUGUUUUGGUUGGAAUGUGUUUCUGGCUGCUGGCGACAGUUUUUGUCUGUGAAAUCUCUCUCUAUACUGGUUGUAUUUUCACAAAGGAGUUAUAGAUCUAGACUUUUUGAUUGGCCUCCGGGACUCCUUGAACUCCACCUGCUGGUAUUGUACAGGGCAUGCACAGAAGUUGACGUCCAUAGAUUGUGUUUGUGUGCAAACUCAGCUUUUCUCACCUCUGCAGCUUAUUGGUAAGGAGAGAAGAAUAGAGGUGGAACCGACACAAGUAGUGAGACAGACUCUACUGCAGCCCCUGUGUACUGUACACACCAGAGCCUGCAUGUGCUAGGUUAGCCCACCAGAAGGCUGGCCAGUACCAACACAAGACUCAAGCACGUACACACACACACACACCCAGAGACACACACUCAUAAACAGCAACAUACUCUGCUGUAAGAGGAUGACGUUUGCUGUAAUACUGCAUUGCACUCUGGGGCCAGAAAAGUGAAAGAAGAGACGAAAAGAAGAGGAUCAGAAGAGAAGAGGAGGGGAAGAAAACUACCAUCUGGUAGCAGCUCACCUCCAUGGGGAAACGGAAGUAGAGGAGCACGGAUUGAUGAACUGGCAGAAAGAGAUAAUGACCAUUGUGAGAGAGCACAGCUAAACUGACAGUCUGUCUAAAGAGAGAGAUAACUGGCGGACUGUUUAAAGAGAGAUAAAGACCGUAGUGAGAUGAGAGCAGAACUGAACAUGAACUCUUCCUCGUCCGAUGUGAACCAAAGCAGCUCUCCUUUCUGCCUGCUGGGCCUGGGCUACUCCCAUACCCUCAACACUUGCGUGCUGGAGGCGGCCGUCAUUCUCUUCCUCACUAUCCUCAUCAUCAGCGGCAACCUGGUGGUGAUCUUCGUGUUCCACUGUGCUCCGCUGCUCCACCACCACACCACCAGCCACUUCAUCCAGACCAUGGCCUAUGCAGACCUCCUGGUGGGGGUGAGUUGCCUGGUGCCCUCCCUGUCCCUGCUUCACUACCUCAAGGGGUUGGACGAGGAGCUCACCUGUCAGGUGUUCGGCUACCUGGUGUCCGUGCUGAAGAGCGUGUCCAUGGUGUCUCUUGCGUGUAUUAGUGUUGACCGCUACAUCGCCAUCACACAGCCGUUCUCCUACGCCACACUGGUCACACCAUGCCGCCUGCGCGUCUGCAUUGGCCUCAUCUGGCUCUACUCCGCCCUCAUUUUCCUGCCCUCCUUCUUCGGCUGGGGGAAGCCCGGCUACCAUGGGGACAUAUUUCGCUGGUGUGCGACCUCGUGGCAGACCGAUCCGGGCUUUAGCUCGUUCAUCGCGGCUCUGCUGUAUGCGCCGGCCGCCCUCACUGUGUGUUUCACCUAUGGGAGUAUCUUCCGUAUCUGCCGUCAGCACACCCGGGAGAUCACCCAGCGCCAUGCACGCUUCGGCCCCCAGGAGAGCGAAAGGGGCGAGCAUUGCGAAGGGUGCCCGGAUAAACGCUAUGCCAUGGUGCUGUUCCGAAUCACCAGUGUGUUCUACGUGCUCUGGAUGCCCUACAUCCUUUACUUCCUGCUGGAGAGCACCAGACUCUACCGCCACCUGGUGGCCUCAUUCCUCACCACAUGGCUAGCCAUCAGCAACAGCUUCUGCAACUGCCUCAUCUAUAGUCUCUCCAACAGCGUGUUCCGGAAGGGCCUGGGCCGCCUGUUCAGGCAACUCUGCUCCCCCUGUCAGGGACUGGGCUGCUGCAUGGAGGGGAAGAAUGGUCCCGCUCUACCCAGGCCGCUCCCGGCCCCAGCCUGCCAUGUGUAACAAUCUCCUACAGACACUGUCUAGUUGGUUAGCUACCCACUGGGCACAGACAUCAGUUCAACGUCUAUUCCAUAUUGGUUCAAAGUCAUUUCAUUGAAAUGAUGUGGAAACAAUGUUGAUUCAACCAGUGUGUGCCCAGUGGGUACAGUAAGCUUUGGCCUUGGCUUUGGCUUCAGCCCCUGGUGAGUGCAGUGUAUUACUACUACAUUGCAUGUGACAGGUUGUAUUUCUACAGUAGUAGUACAUAGAGCUCCCUAUGGCCAGGUCAGAGGGGUGGUGUGCAGGCAGGAGCUGGAGGGGUCUUCUUCUGGAGUGUUCUCCCAAGCGGGGCUGCCUAUUUCUGGCUGGGUGGAUCACCACCACGUGUGGAGGAGAAGGUUUGUGGUUGUAUAUAUGGAUAUCAGAAUGGAGCUGAGGGGAAAAAAAAGGCACACAGUUCACUGUGGGUUUUGAAGAGGAGCAACUCCAAUCUUACAGCUUUGGUGCCGAGUUUAGGUGUGCCUGUGAACCUAAUAUCUUCCCAAUGCAAAAAAAAGGACAAUAACAGCACAACAUGACUUGUACUGUGUAAACCACUGUAGUGCAAAAAGUUAUUUCAACAUUGAUUCAAGACUGUUUAAUUGUCUUCGUUCUUUCAGGGUAGACAUUAGUGAUGCAAAAAAGUAUUUUAGAAACAUAAAAGCACUUGAAAUAUACUGUUUUUCUUCUCUUAUAUUGCGACAAAUAGUUUACAUUUUGUAGCAGUAUGAUAAUCUGAUAAUGAUGUUGUGCGCUACAGUAGGCUGUAGCAUACAGAGAGGACUACUGGCGUGAAAAGGACAGGGAACAGUUGGUUUCCUAGAAAAAAAUACUUGAGGUUUAUUCAGUAGCCUGUGUGUAUUUUAUGAAUGAUUUAGCAGAUUUUUGCAAGAUGGCAUUCUGGUUUAACAUGGACCACCAAUUCAUUGUGAAUUCUCAGCAAGGAGACAAGUUGAUUUAUUUGAGUAUUUUAUUCUCUGUCCAUGUUUCCUGAGGUCGAACAUCAGUUGUUUGUUUACCCUUAAUGGCUGAUGCAUUUAGACUGGUCUUGAGGCUACAUAAUCUGACAGCAAUAACAUAAGUAAGAUUUUCUUAUAGAUUGGAAUUGCAGCAUGUUAAGCACGCUACCGAUCCAGAUGCAUAACACAGAGACACAAUCAUUACCGUGUGAGUAGUCUUACUGUUGAGCUGUUCUCUCACUCUGUGCCCUUUGGCUCCUGUUAGCUGUACAGAUGAGCUGAGCGGCAGAGCAGCACAUGUACAGUAGGCUACCAGAGGGACAGAUUGUCUUUCUAGAAGGCAGAGGGGUCAUUUAGACAAUGGGUUUUAUACAAAGUAGGUUUAUAUGGAUCUACCGUGGGUCUCGAAGGCUUUUAUGGAAAACAGAGUUGUGAACUGCUAAUAGGUUUUUAUGUGAACUAGGUUUAUGUGCAAAUAUAUGUAAAUAUAUGUAGGAUAGGAGACAAAGACCUUGGACAGUGUACACUUCACUGAAACAUCAAUACAAUAAAGGUUUCAGAGGUGAUUGUGCUGUAUGUGCAGGAGUCUUCUUAUAUGACAAACCUAUACGUACACAGUCAUAGCCAAUCAGUCCCUCACACACACAGUAGAGCAAGUAAGGAGAGUAUGAGAUGGGCCUGCACUGCAGCACUCUGUAUUCUUAUUUCCAAGGACAGCAUGACGGCAUCUUUGUACUAUAGUGUGUAUACAGGUCUUGUAUACAACAUUUGUAUGUUUUAAAAAAUACAUCUGUUCAAGAAUAGUGCUUAACUGUGGUGUUAUGACUGUUGAUAUCCCAGGAUAAUAUAGAAUAAUCAUUGUUUUUUUUUUACAAUAUUAUUUUUCAGAAAUUCUCUAUGCAUGAUGGUAUUUCAGCCAGUGAGAGGUGGGUGAGAUGAUCAAUACUCACUUUAGGAGGAUGCCACUGAAAGCAGUUUUUUUUUUUUCGGCUAUAGUUUACACAAUUUCCUUAACAAUAUAACCAUUGACGGUGUGUAAAUAGCAUAUUAUAUUUCCUUCAGAAAUUCCACCUUUCUGGGAAAGACCUUAGUAGUUCAAGAGAACAGAUAUAUUUUUGUAUGGGUCUCUGUCAGAAACCUUUUAAAGAGUGAAAUUAUUCAGAUUUAGGAAUAUUUUGAGAGGUUUAUUUCACUGUUUUUCCUCCGAGGGGCUGCUUGUAAGGGCUUGUUUCCCUCACCAGUCCCCACAUGCUGCUGUCUGUCUGUCUGUGCAAUAGAAGUUUCUGUCCCCUCCCAACUCUUCUCAAGACAAUGAAAACAUAUCAGCAGUGCUAUAACAAAAGGGCUUUCGUCGUUAUCUGACACGAGCCCGUUGGUCAACUGAAUUAUGAGCAUGUGAUAUUUGAUAUCUAUCGGUAUCUGAUUGAAGAGUAGUUGUCCUUUAUUUGGCCCACAUGACUGUUCUAGAAUGUGAGAGUGUAGUGUGUGUUCUGUUGCGCUCACAUGACUAUAAAUGAGAGUCUUGGUUUUAUUUUGAGAUAACAUGAAAGCCCUUCAAUGGGAGAGUGCAGUACUCAGUGUACUUUAUCUUUGAUGUAGACUGUUUUUAAUU